Molecule: messenger RNA, 2074 nt
Organism: Brassicogethes aeneus
Lineage: Eukaryota; Metazoa; Arthropoda; Insecta; Coleoptera; Nitidulidae
Source: the annotation of a GenBank genome assembly
CUUAAAUCCAACCAAUCAGCGCCGUCAAAAACGCCAUACUCCACCUGAAAAUUUCUUAUCGUCAUAUGACCCAUUCUUGCUGGUGGCAGUGUGUAGGCCAUAUUUGUCAGUGGGUUCGCUGGUUUCGUAGAGUGUUGUGCACUUUUUAGUCUGUUCUGACCUGUAAAUACUCCUUUUUAAUAGCCAAAAUGUCGAGAAGCGAUGAAAACCCAAUCUACGGACCCUUCUUUGGAGUUAUGGGUGCCGCAUCCGCAAUUAUUUUCAGUUCCCUUGGAGCUGCCUAUGGCACAGCAAAAUCCGGUACCGGUAUUGCCGCCAUGUCGGUAAUGAGGCCGGAACUCAUCAUGAAAUCCAUCAUUCCAGUUGUCAUGGCUGGUAUUAUUGCCAUUUACGGUCUUGUCAUUGCCGUCUUGAUUGCUGGUGGACUUAAGGAACCAGCAGAAUACCCUCUAUUCAAGGGAUUCGUACAUUUAGGAGCAGGUUUGGCUGUAGGCUUUUCUGGACUGGCUGCAGGUUUCGCUAUUGGUAUUGUGGGAGACGCGGGUGUAAGAGGUACAGCACAGCAGCCUAGGCUCUUCGUGGGAAUGAUUCUUAUCCUCAUUUUCGCCGAAGUAUUAGGUCUUUACGGGCUUAUCGUAGCUAUCUACCUCUACACAAAAUAAAUUAGUUAUGGUUUAAAAAUUCAUCCCUCAUCCUACACACCCCAUCCUUAUUUCCGUUUGUUAAGAAGCGGAACACAGCCCUUUUAUCAUUUUGUUUUUAAUAUUUAAAUGUAAAAACUGAUUGUAAAAAAGCGUAUACCACACCAAAAGUGACUGAUGUCAGAAAAAUGUGUAAAUAUUAAUUAUGAUGGAACUUGUAUUUAAUUAUAAUACAUGAUCUAUCAUUGUAAAUAAUUUUAGCAGGUUUUAAAAUAUGCCGUCAUUUUUGUGGGGUGUUCUUAAUAAAUUACUUGUAUAGUUCUUAGUAUAAUAGUUUACUUUAUUUCAUAUAUUUAAUUAAGACUCUAUUGAGCCCAAGUAUUUAAUAAAGUUACAAAAGUAGCACAAUUAUUUUUAAUUUCUCAGUUUGUCAAAACUAUUUUUGGUCAUAAUAAACUAUGGUAGAGACUUUAUUUCAUAUGAUUAUAGUUUUUAAUUGGUUGAUGAAUUCUCCAUUUAACAUAUCAUUUUGAAAGGAUUUCAGCUUUAUGUUUCCAUUUGUUAUACAUAUUGUUAGUGUCAAAGUGCUCAUAUUUCAUUUUAUUGUAGUCACAUGAAUGAACAUUGUGCUAUGUUCUAUAUACAUAUUGUAACCUUCCAUGUAUCCUUGACAAAUUAAUUUUUCAUUAGUAACUAUAAAGACGAGAAAAUAAAACUGUAUUGUUGUAAAUAUAACAAUAUAUAUAUAUGUAUUGAUGGUUUGGUGUUAAUAGUUCUACGUGUUAGCCUUUUCUGUAGUCUAGCUUCGAUAGAGAACUUAGCUGCAGGCCAAACUGUCAAUAAACCCCAAAGACCGACUUUUCCUUCUGCAGCUAAGUUCUCAACACUUAUAAGAAAAUGUUAUGUAGUAUUUUCUUUUAUUUGAAUAGACAUAAUUUAACAAUCAUGUAAAGUGCAGCACACGUUAUGGCUUGUGUAGAGAUUUGCAUCUGUCUGAAUAUCUGCUUACUUAAUUUUCUUAUGUUUAUCCUUAAUAUCAACCAUUCUUUAUUUGUGGGUAAUCAAAGCAGGUGCACUUCUUUAUAACUGUAGAGUAUUAUGUAUUGUAGAAAAGGUUCUGUUGUAAGAGGGAACAGCAAAAUUAUGUUGAAAAUAAAUAAUUUGUACAUUCCAUUACAAUUUCUGUUUUAUCAAUCUUGUUUUUUUGUCCGCUUGUUUAUGUUUUUGUCUUGCUUUAAAUUAUUUAUGUACAGAAUUACUUUUUAAAUGAUAAUUUUUUAUUGUUUUACGAUAAUUAUGCCAACAUGGCCUAUAGCCUAUGUGAAGCUAAAAGUAAUAUUGUAGAUUUUUCAAAAAUUCAAGCAUGUAGUUUAAAUAUAUAUGGCUAAUAUGAUUUUUGUCUUUAUGAGAAUACAACAUAUUUUGUUAAUGUU